CCUGGCCCCCUCCCCAUCCCCAUGACCCCAGGUCAAGCAAUCUUCACUACCCCGAGCCCCCACGAGCCCGGGUGUGACUCCCUACACACAGGUGCCCCCGAUCCCCCCCCCGGGCUCUCCUGCUUCAGGCGCUGCAGCUCCGGCCCCUUCACCUGCUCCUGGCCACCCCAGGGCCCUGCCGGCAUCACCACCUACGUCCUCGUGCUCUGCUACGUGAGCCGGCAGCUGUGCCAGCAGCACGACGCGGGCACCGCCACGGUGCGCACCCUGACGCAGCACAAAGUUUAUGUCCGUACCAACGCCACGGCCUGGGUGGAGGCGCGCUGGGAACAGCAUCUGGAGCGCAGCCCCAACAUCACCCUGCACCUCGACGAGGCCGGUGAGUGCCGGGAACCGGGCGGGGCG
Messenger RNA from Meleagris gallopavo (turkey), 405 nucleotides. The record is from RefSeq and is a predicted model, not a curated record. NCBI's taxonomy places the organism in Eukaryota, Metazoa, Chordata, Aves, Galliformes, Phasianidae.